This is a messenger RNA of Hymenoscyphus albidus, 2161 nucleotides long. The record is from the annotation of a GenBank genome assembly. NCBI's taxonomy places the organism in Eukaryota, Fungi, Ascomycota, Leotiomycetes, Helotiales, Helotiaceae.
CCGUAAUCAAGUUCAACAGUAAGUUACACCAAUCUUCUUUACUACACACUUCGUUUUCUCUGUCAAGAGGCAGCUCUUGAUCACGCAUACGAACUUGCUCAACAAUCUCCUCGCAUAACCGACAUUGGGAUGACCUUUUGCGUACUUCAGCCAAUCGACCAAGAGUUUUCCUUUUAUCUGCACGUCUGUCGACGUGACCAUGCUCAUAAAACUCUGGAGGUCUCAGUUUCUUGCCAAGUUUGCCAAGUUCUCAUCAGUAUAGUCUCUAUCGUCUUCGAGGCGCUCGUCUGGAGCAUAAGAUGUUGGGAGGCCCAAGUGGUUAAGUUCGUAUUCAGGAGAUGUUUGAUAGCGCCAACCGGUUUGUAUAAAGGAAUCGAUUCUGAGAUUCAGGUUUCGACAUGUUCGACAGAGACGGCCGUGAGAAGUCGACAUUUUGAUUGACACAUUCGCUUGACAUGAAUGUGGUAUUUUACAUUCUUCGUUGUUCCUAUCAGCUGCGGUGUCUGUCAACAGUGGCGUGACAAUGCAGGUAGGUAGCCGUAGGUGGAGUGGGGUAGACAGAUUGUGUAGGCAAAUAUCGUCGGUUCGAGGCUAGAGGUCUCAACAAACAGCAAUCGUCAUGACGGAAAAUCCCAGUCCCAAUCCAUCGGCGGAUUCGACAGAUCUGGAGAGAUUGUUGGCAUCGGUGGCUGCUGGAUCUAUCAAUCUCAAUGUCAGCAUUCAGUACCAAAAGCCGCUGUCGCGCAAAGGAUGCGGUCCGCCGCUCAUCAUUGUCGUGCCGGAGUUGAGGACCUCAAGUCAGCAGAGUCAGCCGGAGCUUGAAGAUAACGGCAAAGGGAAAGGCCCAGCUGUUACCCCACCCCCACCACCAUCACCUCUUUCUUCUACAAAGAAAUGGGCUGAGGAAGGUUUUGCUGUUGUUGAGUACCAACCAUCUCCAUUUGAUGCCUAUGAUUGGAUUGAUGUCAUUCUCAAGAAGGCCAUCGCGGCGCUGGAUCAAUCCCCCGGGUGCGAAGGCGAAAAGAUAGGGCUGAUUGGUAUGUGCAUGAACACCAAAAACAGUAGCAUUAUACAUGUAUCUUUACACAAACAUACAAUCUCACUUAUAUACUAACCACAAUCACCAUCAGUAUAUAACACAGAAUUCUGGAAUCCCAUAGCAGGUGUGCUCGCCGACAACCCGAGACUCGUUGCAGCGGUGGGUUAUGGAGCCUACGGCAACGAAACGUCGGAUGAGAUGGUUGACUACCCUAUCCCCCACAUCUUUCACUUCGCCAGCCAGGGGAAGGAAUGUGAAGAUGAAGAGGGUGAUGAAAAGAUCUCAAACAAGAUAAUCCACGAGUAUCCCCAAACCCUGCAUGAAAGCUUUGCGGAUCCGCUCAGUCCCAACUUCCACCCCUCAGCCGAAGCCAUUUCUCACUCGAAAAAUUUGGCCUUCUUGAAGAAGCAUCUUGGCGGUCCGUACUUUGAUCUGGAGGCUAUAUGGGAUGAGCACACUAAGUUCGAGUUUGGCGAGCGUGACGUGGAGAAGACGAUGGCUACAAUGGUCGAGGAACCUUACGUCAAUCAUAUCCCAACUGUAUGGUUAUCGUGCAGAAAUGACGGAACCGAACGCUGAUAAUAGCUCGCAGAUGACCGGCGGUAUUGGAGGAGACAGGCUGGCAAACUUCUACCGUUGCCAUUUUAUUUUCAGCAAUCCUCAUGAUACCGAAUUAGAUCUAGUUACUCGAACAGUAGGAAUUGAUCGUGUGGUUGACGAGUUCGUUUUCUCCUUUACACAUACCAUGCAGAUAGAUUGGCUGUAAGUCUUUCUCUCCUUUACACCACCACCCAUUGACAAAUACAUAGUUUACCGGGAAUCCCACCAACGGGCCGUAAAGUCCGAGUUCCCUUCACCUCUGUGGUCAAUGUACGUGGAGACAGGCUAUAUCACGAACACAUUGCCUGGGAUCAAGCAUCUGUUCUCGUUCAGUUAGGUCUAAUGCCUGUGUAUUUGGAUUUUCCGUAUCCACUACCAGAUGGAACCAUGCCAGGGCCUGGCAAGAAGUUUCAAUAUCGAGUACCAGCUGCGGGCCUCGAUACCGCCAAAAAGCUUCUGGAUAAAAACAGUGUUCCUUCAAAUGGGAUGUUUGAUUUCAAGAUUCGAGAGGUGGAUAUUUAA